AGCUACGCAAAAGGUGCUCGACUCACAAAGCUUCCUCUUGCCUCUUUAUCUCGGUCGUUAAACCACUCAUCUACAAAUUCGACUGAGAUAAACCUGGGGCAAAAUGACGGACAAGCUUCCCCCUCCGCUGCUGGCGCUCUUCCAGCCUCGCCCACCGCUACGUUGGGUCACUCCCAUUGACCGCGCCCCCGAAGACGUCAAGAAGAGCAAAAUCUCAGGCAUCGCACAAUUCCUUCCCGACGCGAAAAAGGCUGCAGAGGAGACCGAAUACAACCCAGCUGAAACCUGGUUGCAGCGCAAAUGGCGCCAAAAGACGGAGAAGAAGGAGCGGUUGAAUAAGCAUUUGACCGAAGGCCUCGAGUCUUUUGACCCCAACAAUGAUGGGCAAGCGCGCGGCGAUCCAUUCAAAACUCUUUUCGUUUCUCGGUUAAGCUAUGAAGUGACCGACCAAGAUCUCGAGCGAGAGUUCGGACGAUUCGGUCCUAUCGAAAGAAUUCGCAUUGUUAAAGAUACCGUUACGCCUAAAGGUUCGAAGAAGCCACACCGAGGGUACGCAUUUAUCGUUUAUGAACGCGAAAAAGACAUGAAAGCGGCCUACAAGGAAACAGAUGGCAUCAGAAUCAGAGACCGACGUGUCUUGGUGGAUGUUGAACGUGGUCGGACCGUGAAAGGAUGGAAGCCUCGUAGGUUCGGUGGUGGUCUUGGGGGGCGUGGUUACACCAAGGCACUGCCUUCACGACCUAUUGGCCCAGGAGGUUUUGGCCCACCUUCUGGACCCGGUGGUUAUGGCGGAGGUUUCCGAGGUGGCUACGGCGGGCGAGGAGGUUUCAAAGGAGGAUUCCGAAACGAUCGUGGAUUCGGACCCCGCGGAGGCGUUGGAUACCAAGGAGGCCGGGGCGGAUUCGGUGGGCAGGCGCCACCAAAUGCUCCAUCGGGACCAGGAGGUGGCCGAAGUGGAGGAUUUGGAGGUCGUGACCGCGAAGGGCGCGGUGGCACAGGUAGCAAUCGUGAGCCCAUCCGGCCAAGGGACAGCUAUGGAGAUCGAGACAGGCGAGACCGUGAUCGUGAUGACCGCCGUGACCGUGAUAGGGACAGCUAUCGUUACCGCGACCGUGACCGCGAGCGCGACCGCUACGGAGGUAGGGAGGACCAAGGACGAAAGAGGUAUCAUGAAGAUGAUUCAUACGAUGAUCCUCGUGCUAAGCGGCGUUACUAAAAGCGUCCCGCUUAUCCCAGGGAUUUCCAUUAACAUUGCACGCUAUGAUGGUUUGUUGGUGGGUAUUUCUGGUUGACAGUCUUUCUUUGCUCUUAUCGCCCACCCCAACAUUGCACUGGGUAAGACAACGCAAGGCCAAUGCCAACACCAGCAGCUACCUCGGACCCGCCUACUUACAACAGUCGAAAAAAAAA
Messenger RNA from Aspergillus versicolor CBS 583.65, 1410 nucleotides. RefSeq names its product U1 small nuclear ribonucleoprotein 70 kDa. The coding region runs from base 104 to 1216 and encodes 370 amino acids. Gene Ontology annotation, cellular component: precatalytic spliceosome; U2-type prespliceosome; U1 snRNP. The record is from RefSeq and is a predicted model, not a curated record. Gene Ontology annotation, molecular function: U1 snRNA binding; mRNA binding. Gene Ontology annotation, biological process: mRNA splicing, via spliceosome. The transcript has 4 exons. Lineage: Eukaryota; Fungi; Ascomycota; Eurotiomycetes; Eurotiales; Aspergillaceae.